Messenger RNA from Miscanthus lutarioriparius, 534 nucleotides. The record is from the annotation of a GenBank genome assembly. NCBI's taxonomy places the organism in Eukaryota, Viridiplantae, Streptophyta, Magnoliopsida, Poales, Poaceae.
AUGGAGCAUUCUGCAGAGGAGUAUUCAAUUGUUAUGGCCACCAAUCUUGAACGUGCAUAUCAUUUGUCCCUACUUUCACAUCCACUUCUGAAAGCCUCUGGGUCAGGCAGCAUUGUUUUCAUAUCUUCAGUUGCCGGAGUGGUAGCCUUAUUUAGCGGACCAAUUUAUGGAAUGACUAAAGCUGGUAUGAACCAAUUAGCAAAGAACUUAGCAUGCGAGUGGGCAAAAGACAACAUAAGGAUAAACUCUAUUGCGCCAGGGUACAUCUCGACUUCACUUACAGAAGGAGUUUUUUCAAACAAGGAAUUGAGGGACAAUAUCUUGAGCCAAGCUCCACUCAGGCGUGCAGGAGAACCAGAGGAAAUAUCUUCUAUCGUUGCUUUUCUUUGCAUGCCUGGUUCGACGUACAUUACAGGCCAAACGAUUUCAGUUGAUGGAGGCAUGACUAUUAAUGGGUGUUAUCCAACUCCGAAAGAAAAUAUGUUCCUCAAUGUCGUGGAAACCACCACUACUAAGGGCGCUCAUCAAAGUUAG